Messenger RNA from Melanotaenia boesemani (Boeseman's rainbowfish), 2610 nucleotides. RefSeq lists its product as uncharacterized. Gene Ontology annotation, molecular function: oxidoreductase activity. Lineage: Eukaryota; Metazoa; Chordata; Actinopteri; Atheriniformes; Melanotaeniidae. The transcript is spliced from 8 exons. The record is from RefSeq and is a predicted model, not a curated record. The coding region runs from base 297 to 1154 and encodes 285 amino acids.
GGGAGGCUCUACGCUGACAGUCGAAACCAGCUGCGUCUGAACAGAGGACGUUUUGACUGUUUAUUUUAUAAAAAGGUUGACUUAUUGCAAUUAGCGGGCAUAUGUUUUAUAGCUGUAGCAUAGCCGUACAUCAGUGACAUAUCAGACAGUUGUGCAUUAACUUCACACAAAAUCUUUUGGCUAUACUGUUUCGACCAAGAUGAGAAUGAGAACCGAAACAUCAUAAACAGAAACAACUCUCCGGACUCUAACCUACAGAGCAUAAAGCAAAGGGUGAGUUGUCGAAUAGGAGAAGCAUGUCUUUAUUUCCAGACCUAAACUGUCCCACAGUCCCACUUUCCAACGGAAUGCAGAUCCCAAUACUUGGUUUAGGUACAUCACAUGAUGGUGGAUAUUCUCAUGAUGCCAUUGUGUAUGCACUCACUGAGUGUGGCUUGCGCCAUAUCGACACAGCAAAACGCUACGGCUGUGAGAAGAACCUGGGCAAAGCUAUUAAAGAAAGUGGGCUCCAACGGAGUGACCUGUGGCUCACUAAUAAACUAUGGCCUGGAAACUAUGGAUUCAAAGCUGCAAAAAAGGCCUGCCUUGACUCUUGCACGGAGAUGGGGGUUGAUUAUUUUGAUCUGUACCUGAUGCACUGGCCAGGGUCACAGAGACCUGGUUGUUCCAAUAGAGAGAUGAGAGCCGAAACCUGGAGAGCUUUGGAAGAACUUUAUAAGGAAGGGGUGUGUCGUGCUAUUGGGGUGAGCAACUUUCUGGUCCAUCACCUGGAGCAGUUAAAGGAAGAUUGUUCUGUGGUGCCACAUGUUAACCAGGUUGAGUAUCAUCCUUUCCAGCAGCCCAAUCGCCUGAUGGAGUAUUGUCAUAAAGAGGGGAUUGUGUUUGAAGGGUACAGUCCCUUGGCCAAGGGUCAAGUCCUCAACAAUCCCAUCAUUUGCCAGAUUGCACAAAAGCAUGGACGAACACCAGCUCAGAUCUGCAUCUGCUGGAGUAUUCAGAAUGGAGUUGUGACCAUACCAAAGUCGACCAAAAAGAACAGGAUACAAGAAAACUGUCAAGUGUUUGAGUUCCAGCUGGAGGAGGCAGAUAUGACCGCCUUGGGAAAAUUACAUGAUGGAAGACAUGUAACUUGGGAUCCAACAAAUGUGGAGUAACAAUAACAGGAAAGAUUUAAUGUGCGUUUCCCAAGAGCCAACUUUGUCAGUAGUGGCUGGGUAAAGAACUAAAGUACAAGAUUUAGAUUUUUUUUUUUUCUCGAAUUCUCUUUGUAUAAAACCGACAGUGAUGCAGCGUUAAUUCAUCUCUGCUACUUCUUCCACUGUGUGCAAAAAAUGCACACACAAAGGGAGCAAAAGAUACAUUUUGCAAGUAUACUUUUCAUAUAAAGGUAGUUUAUUUUGUUGUUUACAACAGUCUAGCUUUAAAUGAAAACAGCUUAAUUUUUAGAGCUGGUUCAUCUGCAUUUAAUUCUAAAGAUUUUCACAGUUCUGCUUAAAAUUUCAUCACAAAAUGUAAAUGAGGAAAAUGAUAACCACCAACACUGCUCACAUUCAGCAAUCUUUCCUGUAAAAAUGUUUGUUCUUGUGAUCACUUCAUUCGAGUAUGAAAUUUUUAAAAUUUUACAAUUUCAGACUUAGAAAAUUGGAAGUUUAAUACUGAAUAUGUUUAACUCUUGAUUUUAAUGAAACCAAAAUACUUUUAGAAAGUUUUAGUGUAUCAAGUUAUGGGGUUGCAGUAGCAUGUGGUUUUAACCGUAGGCACAGCUUUUUUUAUAUAAAAAAAAUUAAAAUUGAAUAUACUUUGAAAGACUGGAGUUAGUCAUUAUUAUUAACCAUAAUCAUAAUGUAUAAGUUGUACUGUGUUACUUUAUGUAAAACCUGAGAGAAAGUGGCUCAUUUACUUACUUGCUGGGAAAAUCAGUACUCCCCUCUUUAGGUUAUUGUUGCACAAGGCUGAAAACAGCUUGGCUCUCUCCAGGGGGGGCAGCUUAUGGUUUCCUACUCAAACCUGAAGGUGAAGUCUUUCUCAUCCCACCUUUCAGUUGUUUACUGGACAAAAACUGUGUUGUCAAUAUCUGUUUAUCAUAUAAUCCACUGUAAGAAUGUUUACCAUCUUUAUUUAAUAUCGUUUACUGAUCAUUUUUCUCUUAACUAGGUAAGCUUUGUGGGUACAGAGCUUUGUAAUCAGCCUCCUAAUUAGCAAAAGCUAAUUCAACAUUAGAGAAGGUGCUUGCUAAAACUAGGAAUUUAUAUCAAAAUCAGGUGCACAUUGUGAUGAAAACUAAUAAUCUGUGAUAACUUGGUUUUUAACAAAAUCAACAGUCUGUCUCUUCUAAAGCCUGUGAAGCUUUCUGUGGAUUCACAUGAAAGCGAAAUGGCACACUGUGGUAUGCGAGCCUCACCUUCAGGAUGAUGCACACUUAAGCAGAACAAAGCGUGUUCUGUUUUAUGCAAAACAUGGAGAUUAAAUAAGAAACAACAAAGUUCUCCUCAUUCUUCUAAAAAUCAUCUGCUUUCACUGCCUUGCUCAGUUUAGAAUGCUGAAUUAAUACUUUGCAUUUUGCUCAGUUUUCCCUUCUGUACAGAAACUGAGCAACAGUUAAAUAAAAUG